Messenger RNA from Hippocampus zosterae (dwarf seahorse), 2448 nucleotides. RefSeq names its product ELAV-like protein 1. Gene Ontology annotation, cellular component: ribonucleoprotein complex. The transcript has 7 exons. The record is from RefSeq and is a predicted model, not a curated record. Bases 321 to 1343 code for a protein of 340 amino acids. NCBI's taxonomy places the organism in Eukaryota, Metazoa, Chordata, Actinopteri, Syngnathiformes, Syngnathidae. Gene Ontology annotation, molecular function: RNA binding.
GGCCGCUGUGAUUUUUAAAGUACGGGCGGGAGAGGCACAAACCGUCGCAUACGAAAAUGGAGAGCCGGUGCUUUGACUCAGCGAGCCACUCGCGCGAGGAAAAACGUCCUUUGAUACGUUCAAAGCGACUUAGUCACGCUCUUGAGGCGUGUAAGUUGUGUGUUUUGUGUGGUUUUCUUUUCGUGCGGUUAAGCCCGAGCAACGUUGGCUAAGCGGCCCCAAGUGGCGUUGCUAAUGCUAUCGUGGGUAGCUCUUGCGCGCCGUGUUCAUUUUUUCCCGUGAAAUAACAGUGCUUCUGGAGCAGUGAAGUGUCUUUCUUCAUGGCAGUUCGUAGAGGACACAUUCAGUACUUGGAUCAGGAGGCAUACAAUAUGUCCAACGGUUACGACAUGCCGGGCGAGGACGCAAAGAACGCCAAGACCAACCUGAUCGUCAACUACCUGCCGCAGGGCAUGUCGCAAGAUGACCUGCGCAACCUCUUCGGCAGCGUCGGCGAGGUGGAGUCGGCCAAGCUGAUUCGUGAUAAAGUCGGAGGCCACAGUUUAGGGUACGGAUUUGUUAACUAUGUUAACCCUAGUGACGCAGAAAGAGCUAUCGAAUCACUGAAUGGACUAAGGCUACAUUCCAAAACGAUCAAGGUGUCGUACGCGCGGCCCAGCUCGGACACCAUCAAGGACGCCAACUUGUACAUCACCAGUCUGCCCAAGACCAUGAUGCAGAAGGACGUGGAGGAAAUGUUCUCGCGCUACGGCCGCAUCAUCAACUCCCGCGUGCUCGUCGACCAGUCUACAGGCAUGUCGCGAGGCAAGGCCUUCAUCCGCUUCGACAAGCGCUCCGAGGCCGAGGAGGCGGCGAAAAACAUUAACGGGCAAAAGCCGCCGGGGGCCUCGGAGCCCAUCUCGGUGCGCUUCGCCGCCGACCCCAACAUGAUGAAGAACACGCAGCUCCUCUCGCAGCUCUACCACAACCAGUCCAGACGCUUCGCCGGGCCCAUGCACCACCAGGCGCAGCGGUUCAGAUUCUCCCCGAUGGGCGUGGACCACAUGGGCAGCGUGGGCAACGUGGGCGUGCCGGGCAACUCGGCCUCGGGCUGGUGCAUCUUCAUCUACAACCUGGGCCAGGACGCCGACGAGAGCAUUCUGUGGCAGAUGUUCGGCCCCUUCGGCGCCGUCACCAACGUCAAGGUGAUCCGCGACUUCAACACUAACAAGUGCAAAGGCUUCGGCUUUGUCACCAUGACCAACUACGAGGAGGCGGCCAUGGCCAUCGCCAGCCUGAACGGCUACCGCCUGGGCGACAAGACCCUGCAGGUGUCGUUCAAGACCAGCAAGGGCCACAAGUAGAGGCGAGAGCUUGGCGGGGGAGCUUCGGGAAGUACGCUCCGCUUGGUUUAACGCGUUCACUCAACACUGCACCCCAAAAAAAAAAAAAGUCUCCCAACUUACAUUGCUCGUUGUUGGUUUUCGCUUUUUUCUUCCGGAGCAUGAGACUUUUGUAUCGUCGUUACAGUAAUUCCGAACCUUCAAAAAUCUGCUACUUUACUGCGCACGCGGUAGCGAGAAAUUCAGACUGAGCAUCCUGGCAAUACUCAACAGGGUGUGUAUACUUUCUUGCCGGGGCGAGGGGUGUUUUUGGGGUGAAAUGAAAACCAGAAUUUCGCCUCCUUUGGUUCAUAUUCUGAGCCACGUUUUGCUCUGCGUCCCCCCCCCCCACCCCCCCUCUCUCUCACGAAGCAGCAGCCCUGUAGUAUUGUCACUUUGAGACAUGGAGGCCUUGGAUUCUAAUCAGCCAGUGGACGUAAAUGUGCGAGCAAAUGCAUUUCCAAUUUGGGUUUCGCUUCAAGCCCCCCCCCCCCACCCACCCCUCCCCUCCGAGUUGAUCUAAAGAUCAAAUUUGGACGUGAAUCAACAAAUUGCCCGCCCUACAGAUUGAAAUCUGGGUAUCUUUUAAUUAAUGUCGUUCUUAUUUGUAUGGGGUGGGGGGGCAAGAUUGAGGAGGGAAAAGUGAUGGACCAACUGGCUUUUUUUCUUCUUCUUCUUCCCCCUCCCACAAUGGACAGAGGUACUCAAGAGUUUUAUCAGACUGACUGGACGCAACAUCACUUUAUUCCUCCCGCCUCUUUUCAUUCGUGUUGUUUAAUCAAGAACAAAAGAAAAAAAAGUUGCUUUUUGUGAUUUUUCUUUUUAGCAGAGGCAGGCUUUAUUUUGUUUGGUUUUCGUUGUUUUAACAACUUUUAACAAGUGCUCAUCUCAAGUUUGGAGUGAAACCGAUGGCCUUUGUUGAUCAUUUCACUUUAUUAUUAUUUUUUUUGGUUCGUUGUUUCACUUUUCAGCUCAAACCAUUAAAUUUACUUUUGUUUUGCGAAACCUUGGCGUUGUUUUUUCUUUUUGUCUUUUUUUUAAUUCUUCCAAUUUGGCCCAACUAAAAUAAAUACAAUGUUGAUACAUU